Molecule: messenger RNA, 2884 nt
Organism: Struthio camelus australis
Lineage: Eukaryota; Metazoa; Chordata; Aves; Struthioniformes; Struthionidae
Source: RefSeq, a predicted model, not a curated record
AUGGGGCAUGUGAAGCUCUUAGCACAUCUACUCCGGCAAGAAGCCCUCAAAGUGGAAAGAAAUAUGAACAGGUACCAAGUAGAAGAUGAGUCCUCUCAUUUGGAUGAAAUGCCCCUAAUGAUGUCAGAAGAAGGCUUUGAAAAUGAUGAGAGUGACUACCACACUCUACCAAGAGCCAGAAUUUCUCAGAGAAAGAGAGGCAUAGAAUGGUUUAUCUGUGGUGGCUGGAAAUUCCUUUGCACGAGUUGCUCUGAUUGGCUCAUAAACAUUUGUCGAAGAAAGAAAGAGCUGAAGGCUCGCACAGUGUGGCUUGGGUGUCCUGAAAAAUGUGAAGAAAAAUAUCCCAAAAAUGCCAUAAAAAAUCAAAAAUACAACGUCUUUACCUUUAUACCUGGGGUUUUAUAUGAACAGUUCAAGUUUUUCUUGAAUCUCUAUUUUCUCGUCGUGUCCUGCUCACAGUUUGUACCAGCAUUGAAAAUAGGCUACCUGUACACGUACUGGGCUCCUCUGGGGUUUGUUUUGACGGUCACAGUGGCACGGGAAGCUGUUGAUGAAUUUCGACGUUACAAGAGAGACAAGGAAAUGAACUCACAAUUAUAUAGCAAGCUGACAGUACGAGGUUAGCAAAAACAUUUGUAUAAAACCUUAAAAUAUUCGAUCUCUUUGUUUUAUACAUAUACUUACAGACUUUCAGUUCAAAGAAACAGCUGAUGGACUCAAGCAGAAUGAAGUUGAUGCUGAAUCAGUGCUUAGUUUUCCUUGGCUAAAUAAGGCAUGUUAAACUCUGUCUGUUUAAGCAGUCUUGUAAAUCUGUUGUUAUUUGUAUAAAGAUGAAAUGUGUGUGUGUGUAUAUAACUGCAUAUAUUUUUAAAGUAAACUGCUAUUUAGUACUACUAAUUUAAAGUGCAGUUCUUCUUUGAAAUGAUACAGAACAGUAACUCGGCAACAUUGUCAGCCAUAGGUUGAGUGUAUAUAGGAAAUAAUCGGUAACUAAGAAAUAAGAUCUAAUUAAAGUUCACUGAAACCUUUCAAUCUUGGCAGAUAUAUUUGUGCUUGAAAAAGUUGGGAUGUAAGCUUGUUGGGAGUCAGCUUCAGUAUCAGAUACAUCAUUUCUAAUAUUUUGCAUAAUUUGAAACCUAUAUGAUCCCAGAAUGGGGUUAAAAUGCUUUAACAUCUUCAGUUUUUCUUUGCAGAUGUUAACUUAAAAAAAACUCACUAAAUUAUGACUUUUUUGAUCUCUUGGGAAACCUUUGAAAGUUUCUUAGAGACUAUUAAAGAAAUGAAGCACUUCAAGUGUGAAGUGUCAGUUAAGUUUGAUAAGGUAUGAUAAAUUUUAAACGUGGGCAUAAGAGAAAAAACAAUACAUUCCUCCCUACUUUCACGUUGCUUAGCACAUUUAAAUUUUCACAUUCGGAACCAGCGUUGCACAGAAAGAUGCCAUGAAGUAAUAUACGUUCUUUUAUCGAUUUGAACUAUAACAAAUAACCUUACAAAAGAACACAAGAUUACUCUUACCCUCCUAAGUUUUUUUGCUGCAAUACCACUGGAAAGUCACUGUUAAGACUUUUUUUAUUGGCGUAUAAUUAUUAAUAGUUCUAGAAGGUAUUGAAGGUGUUAAGUAAUAUGCAGUUGUAUGCCUCAAGCAGUUAGGUUGUAUGGCGUACGUUGUGCUAAGUGUAAAUUUUAUUCAUUCAUUGCAACACAAAUUUCACUGCGCUUUUUAGUAUAUCUUGAUGAAUAGCUUUUGGGAGUUAGUGGAGAAAGAGUAACCUCACCAGAUCUGGGAGUCUUGAUGAGAAACCAAACUCUUGGAGUAGCUCUGGAUUACUCCUUCCAGAAAAAUGAGUUCAAAAAAGUAAUGUAACAGAGGUGCACUCUAUCUGAAAUCUUAUUGCAGGUUUAAAGCCAGUUUAAGGUAAAUAAGUAGCAAACAUUUUCAUCAGCGAUGACAUAACCUAGCAGCUGGGAGGAAUUUAUACAGCUUCCCUCACUGUUUCUCCUUAUAGCAGAAGGAACACUUGCGUUGCUUUCUGGAAUUUGGAUACAGCAGGGAGCAAGUAUAGGGAAUAUAUGCCUAUUGUUCUUCCCUUCCUUGUCAGCAAGAAGUGGAUUUAUCAACAUUUAGACAUACCGCUGUGGAAAUUGGCAAAUGCGUUAGUUAUCAUUUCCUUAACAAAAGUAAAUGCAUUGCUGGCCUGCGGAUUCUUACAGUCUUUAAUACAAUCUGUAAAGAGCUAGGCUUAGUGCUUUUCUUUCAAAGCUAUAAUGCUGUCUGCUGAUUGACUUAAUAGUUUUUUAGAUAUGGUAUGGUAUGACACUGAACACACACCUCUGAGACAGAUAGUGAAAUCCUUCCAUAUUCAGCAAUAGUGUUAAUGAUGUGAAGUUCUUAGUUCUGGAGGCAAAUGUAUAGCUUAUACAGCAUAAUGCAAGUGCCGAAACUGAUGCUUGCUGUUUUUAAGAGCUAACCUUGGUGCCUUUUGUGACUGUUCUUUCACUUUACUUGUUCAGAAGGUGGGGUGGGGGGGAAAUUCUCAGGAUUUUCUUCCUCAAUGUGCUAAAUAUUAGAGGUUCUGGCAGUAUGUUUAUGGUGAUUGUAAAUUACAAGGUAUUUAAGCAGCAUAUAAAUAGAAGCUUUGGAAUCCUGGUCUCCUCUUUCCUGGCUCAUAAUACUUUCAUUAAGCUAUGUGAAUUUGAGAGGGUUUUUGUUGUUGUUUUUAGAUUUUCCAAGAAAUAUGCAAGCUGUCAAUUAAAAUUUGUUUUCAUCACCUUGACUCUGCUAUUUGCUGGCUAUGGAAUAUAGACUUUAACAUAGCAUAUAUGUAAGGCCCAGCAGCUAUAUCGGGAAUUGGCCUGUAGAGACCAGUGACUUGUCAAAAGAUAA